AGACACAGUCUUGCUGCCAUUGCAAUAUUCAGAAGUUUAUCAAUAUAUUAUUACCUUAACUAAAUUAAAACUGAACCAAAUAGAGGUCCAUCGUUAGAAGGAUUUCCAGAAACAGGAAAAAUAACAACAACAAAGAAAAUGGUUAAUAGGUUUAGAUUCGAUUGAUUUGGUUUUCACUAAAGAGUUUAAUAUCAAAAUUAUAUGGGGGAUGAGACACUAUUUGCAGAUAUAUAAUUUGUAGGGGAAUUAUGUUUAUUGAUUAAAAAGAUACUAUUGCAUUAAAAAGAUGACUCAAAAUUUAAGAAGCUUCAUGGAGAAUCGUAUCUAUUCUACUAUCAUUUGAAAUAAAUAGAAAUUGUCGAUUAAUAUGUAAUAGAAAAUAAGAAUUUGAUACUGCAAUAUUUAAAAGAAUUGAUUUUAUUUUCUGUUAAAAUUCCGUUUGCCAUAUCAUUAGAUAAGACAAGAGAUGUCACCAAGGUAUGGUAAACAAACUACUGAUAAGGUGAGAGAAAGACUUAGUCUAAAUUGA
Paramecium octaurelia is the source of this 529-nucleotide messenger RNA. The record is from the annotation of a GenBank genome assembly. NCBI's taxonomy places the organism in Eukaryota, Ciliophora, Oligohymenophorea, Peniculida, Parameciidae.